AUGAGUAGCUUUGUUCGCCCCAGGGUAACCCUCCGAGUGGAGGGGAACCCCAUACAGUUCUUGGUUGACACGGGAGCUCAACACUCAGUGUUAACCAAAGCGUAUGGAAAGAUUUCGGAGAGAUCCUCCCGGGUCCAGGGAGCCACUGGCACUAGAAGAUACCCCUGGACCACCCAAGGGACAGUUAACUUGGGUACAGGGGAGGUAACCCAUUCCUUCUUGGUCAUUCCUGCCAACCCCUGCCCCUUACUAGGAAGAGACUUACUCACUAAAAUGGGAGCACACAUUUACUUCCAACCCGAGUCGCCCAGUGGUCCCACAGUGACUGACUCAUGGAACCUGCCAUUAACAAUACUCACAGUGCGUUUGGAAGAUGAGCAUCUGCUCCACCAAACUGCACUCCCUCGAGAGCAGGAUAUCGAGUACUGGCUACGCCGGUUCCCGGAAGCCUGGGCCGAAACAGGGGGCAUAGGGCUGGCAAAACACCGACUGGCCCUCUUUAUAGAGCUCAAACCUGAGGCCGACCCCGUCCGGGUCAAACAAUACCCCCUAUAUGCGGAGGCUAAGUUGGGUAUCACCCCCCCCAUCCAUCGCCUCCUGGACUCUGGGGUAUUACUCCCCUGUCACUCUGCUUGGAACACUCCCCUGCUGCCAGUAUGUAAGCCCAACAGCAGGGAUUACCGGCCAGUGCAAGACUUGAGGGAAGUUAACAAAUGGGUUAAGGACAUACAUCCCACUGUCCCCAACCCUUACACGCUCCUCAGUGCCCUGAGGCCAAACAAGAAGUGGUAUACCGUUCUCGACCUGAAGGAUGCUUUUUUCAGUAUACCCUUAGCACCCACAAGCCAGGAACUCUUCUCAUUCGAAUGGACAGACCCUGAGAGAGGCAUAAAUGGGCAGUUGACAUGGACGUGUCUCCCGCAGGGAUUCAAGAACUCGCCCACCCUGUUUGAUGAGGCCCUCCACGAGGAUCUAAGUGAGUACAGAAAUCAGAAUCCCGAUAUAACGCUCUUGCAAUAUGUAGAUGAUCUUUUAAUAGCUGCAGAGACUCAACAAGCCUGCCUCCGAGGAACCGAAAACCUCCUUCGAACCCUUGGUGACUUAGGAUACCGAGCCUCAGCAAAGAAGGCCCAGAUUUGUAAGCCUGAAGUAGUGUACCUAGGGUACUUGCUCAAAGGAGCAAGAUGGCUCACUGAUGCCUGCAAGGACACUGUGCUCUGCAUCCCCCGACCUACCUCACCAUGCCAGGUAAGAGAGUUCCUGGGGACAGCAGGAUACUGCCCACUAUGGAUACCGGGCUUCGCCGAGAUGGCCAAGCCUCUGUACGCAGCUUCCAGAAACCAGCAGGAUUUUGAAUGGAUGGAGGAGGCACAAUGAGCCUUCCAGCAGAUAAAAAAGGCCCUCCUCUCUGCCCCAGCUCUGGGUAUACCAGACAUUUCUAAACCGUUCCACCUGUUUGUGGAUGAGCAUAAUGGGGUGGCUAAGGCAGUACUGACUCAAAGUCUAGGCCCCUGGCCUAGGCCCAUAGCAUACCUUUCAAAGAAAUUAGACCCCGUGGCAGCCGGGUGGCCCCCUUGCCUGCAGAUGAUAGCAGCCACUGCCCUAAUGGUAAAGGACACCGAUAAGCUGUCCAUGGGUCAAGAAUUACAUGUGACCAUCCCAGUUGUUGAAGGCGUCCUUAAACAACCUCCAGACCGAUGGAUGAGUAAUGCUCGCUUGGUCCAUUACCAAGGACUGCUACUGAACCCCUUAAGAAUAACCUACACUUCCCCUCGGGCCCUAAACCCUGCAUCCCUGUUACCUGACCUGGACUUGGAUGCACCCCUCCAUGACUGCGCCAACAUAUUGGCCCAGACUUUUGGGCUACGAGAAGACCUGCAGGACUACCCCCUGAUGGAUGCCGAAGUUGUCUGGUUCACUGAUGGCAGCAGCUUCGUUCACCAAGGACAAAGGUAUGCAGGGGCCGCGGUGACAUCUGAAACAGAGGUUAUUUGGGCAGAGGCAUUGCCUCCGGGCACCUCAGCACAAAGAGUUGGGUUAAUCACCCUGACUCAGGCCCUAAAGUUGGGGCAGGGCCUCCGGAUGACUGUGUACAUGGACAGUCGAUAUGCCUUUGCCACAGCCCACAUCCAUGGAGCAAUUUACAGAGAAAGGGGGUUACUCACCGCCGAGGGGAAACACAUUAAAAACAGGGACGAAAUUUUGGCCCGACUAACGGCCAUCUGAGCCCCCAAAAAACUGGCCAUAGUACACUGCCCCGGCCACCAGAAACCAAACGAUCUGGUUUCCUGGGGAAACAACUUUGCUGACCAGACUGCUCGCCAGAUAGCCCACAGGACCAUUCCAGUGUUGCCUAUACAGCUGCCUGACCCAGGGCCCCGAGAACUGCCACCUCACCCGGGGCAGACAGUCUUGGAGCGAAUUCAUCGCAUGACCCACUUGGGUUCUAAAAGACUUCAGGAUCUUAUAAGGCAAUCCAAACUACUCAUCAAAGAUAUCACCAGGAAGACAGAGAAGAUUACCUCAAGCUGUGCAGCCUGCCGUUUCCAGAAUGCUCACCCACAUCCUGCUGCAGCCGGAUCCCGAGAAAGGGGGACCCUGCCGGGAGCCUACUGGGAAAUAGACUUUACAGAGGUAAAGCCUGGAAAAUAUGGCUAUAAGUAUUUACUGGUGUUCAUAGAUACCUUUUCAAGUUGGACUGAGGCUUUCCCAACCAAGCACGAAACAGCACAGGUUGUAACAAAGAAACUACUUGAGGACAUCCUGUCCAGGUAUGGCUUUCCUGUUGUAAUAGGAUCAGAUAAUGGGCCAGCCUUCCUUUCUAAGGUAAGUCAGGGACUGGCUUCCAUACUUGGGGUUAAUUGGAAAUUGCAUUGUGCAUAUAGACCCCAGAGCUCAGGACAGGUAGAGAGAAUGAAUAGAACCUUAAAAGGGACCCUUGCUAAAUUGACCAUGGAGACUGGCGCUAACUGGGUGGCUCUACUCCCCUACGCUCUGUAUCAGGUAUGCAACACCCCAUACAAGCUGGGGCUCACGCCCUAUGAGAUCAUGUAUGGCAGGCCUCCUCCUGUCAUUCCCAAACUCAAAACCGAUCUCAUAGAGUCGGACCGGGAUAAUUCCCUCUUGUUUUCCCUCUAAGCCCUGCAGCAGGUCCACAAAAGGAUUUGGCCUAAACUGAAGGACUUGUAUAAAACAGAGCCACUGCCUGCACCCCACCAACUUCGUCUGGGGGACUGGGUCCUUGUCAAGCGACAUUGGCCUGAGACCCUCCAGCCCAGGUGGAAAGGACCUUACCAGAUCAUCCUGGCCACCCCCACAGCCAUCAAAGUAGACAACAUAGCCGCCUGGGUCCACCACGCUCACGUCAAACCAGUCGACCCCCUGUCGGAUCUCAUUGGGGAGCCUGACCAGGACGUCAGUUGGACAGUGGACCGCAGUAAGGACAAUCCUCUAAAACUAACCCUGCGCAGAAAACCUGACCCCCUGCUUCCUCAAUAAUUAAUAUGAAACUCUCUCUCUCUGUCCUGCUGCUUACAUUCCUGCCAUGGUGCGGGACCUCCAGUGCUCACAUGCCACUUAACCUAAUGGAUAGUGUACAAUG
Mustela lutreola (European mink) is the source of this 3601-nucleotide messenger RNA. RefSeq lists its product as uncharacterized. The record is from RefSeq and is a predicted model, not a curated record. NCBI's taxonomy places the organism in Eukaryota, Metazoa, Chordata, Mammalia, Carnivora, Mustelidae. Gene Ontology annotation, molecular function: RNA-DNA hybrid ribonuclease activity; aspartic-type endopeptidase activity; nucleic acid binding. Gene Ontology annotation, biological process: proteolysis; DNA integration.